Molecule: messenger RNA, 3258 nt
Organism: Aspergillus calidoustus
Lineage: Eukaryota; Fungi; Ascomycota; Eurotiomycetes; Eurotiales; Aspergillaceae
Source: the annotation of a GenBank genome assembly
CGAUGCUCUUCCAUCAGGCUCGGCGGUCUUGACAGCUCAAGUGUGCCAAUUCUGUAUUGAUCGUCUUCGACACCAGAUAGCCGAACCACUUGUCGAACUCUACUGGAGCCGGUGAUCAUGGCUCCAUCGCCGAACUCUCAGUAAGCUGGCUGAGGUUUGUUGCGAAGAGUGCACAGGGCUGUCUCUCGCUGCUAGCAGUGACCAAGUCGGCCAAGAUUCGCCCCUAUCCCCAAGUCUCUUCCCAUCCGCUCCCUCCGAAAAUAUGAUAGCGCGUCCUGGCGACUUGAGGAUUCCACGUUGAACUGUCAAUUUAUUUGUUCCUUAUCAACAGCAUAUCCCCAAGGUCAAGUUCAUCAAUCCCGCCCUCCAUACUCUGGAGUACAUCCUCGGCUGAGCCGCGAGUACCCACAUGUGACGGAUUGGCCCGAACAUGCACAGUUCCGUUAUGACACUCCGUCAAUCGGCGUCAAUGGAGAUACAGGAAGCGGUGACCACCAAUCACGGUAACAGCAACUGGAUAAAAGGUUUUGAGAUCAAGAAUAUACCAAGCCACAAGCUUGGUGCGAGGCAAUCCCUUCCGAAAGCAAACAGUCGAGUCAGUAGCCAGCACGUCAGAAUGGGGUCCGACCGUCCUAGUCCUCGAAUUCGGAAUCCGAAAGACUUCCUUUCCAAGUCAAGUGCCUUUUGUGCUUGAAGUCCCCACUCCCCGCAUCUCAGUCCACCGGCUCAUGAACGAUCAUGGACGAUCUAUGCAGCUGCCAAUGGAAUCGACAUCUUGCCCUCGCUUAGAGAACGCUAUGAGCCGUGAUUCUCGAGGUUUCGUACUCAUAUCCCGCUCAUGACACCUCGUCAAUUGGACAUAUGUCGUACUGUCAUUGCGGAUCCCUCUCCUCGAAGCACCUCAUUUACACAGGAGGGAUUGUGCCUGCUCAUGUUUUCCUCGCCACGAUACUGACAAACCAACGGGGAUCAUCGGACUCACUGGCAGGGAUAACGGCAUUCUAGAGACUAGUAGUGCCUGCCGAUCACAAAGCCAGAUUAGCUUUCUUCAAGAUGCGCGGACGAAUGGCAUUUCAGCCAUCACGCCCCCAGAACACCCUUCUUUGACUGGCCCACAGUUCAUGGAAUGUUACCCCGGAACAGCCUCUACUCAUCUGUGUCGCCCCUGUGAUUCCGAGGCUCUACAUCAGGAGGCGAGGGGUCCUUCCAGUGUGAAUGGGUCCGUUUGUGACUGGCUUUCCAGGCAACAAGCCACGAAAUCUCUCCCUACAUGCUCUCAAGAUAGAUUCGGAGGCCCACUAAACGUCGUAAGCGAACGCCGAUCAGUUCUAUCAAUGACUCGCCUGGUCGAGUCUGCUCAGUGGAUGACAGGCCGCCGUGCUCGACAAUCUCCACGCUUCCGUAUUUACGCAGAACAACCGAAGCGAAUUCUGCUUAACAAAUCCAGCCGAAUGACGGGCUGUUCCAAGAUGUAGACAAGCAACCCCUGAAGGCGUGGGUGGCGACGCCGUGUUCUCCGCAAUUUUGACCCAUGGUUCCUCUAUAUAAUGAGCGUGGCCGCUCGCCGAGUAUAAGUCCGCAGCCCCUUAGGCAGGCAUCUCCUGAACAUUUCUACCUCCUUCCAGUCUUAUCUCGUCAUGGGACGGCAUUCAGAAUGGCGCGUAGUCGCUAUGGCGCUUGCUUUGGCUGCCAUUCCCCUGGUUGCUGCAGAUAUCUGUUCUACACUCGAGUCACAGGGUGUGGAAAUUGAACGGCCAUUUGCGCUUGACUAUACCCUGGAAAUGAAGAACUAUUGGUCCGUUGCAUGUGGUGACCUACGACCUACAUGCAUUGCCUAUCCCUCAAGCGCCCUCGAGAUGUCGGCUAUCGUCAAGGAGCUUCACAACACGGAUGAUCUCUUUGCUGUCAAAUCCGGGGGCCACAUGCCCAACAAUGGCUUUGCCAGCAUUCAAGAUGGCCUCCUCAUCUCUACAAGGAGGCUUGACCAGGUGAUCUAUGAUCCGGAUGACCAGACGGCGCUCGUCGGUCCUGGGUUGGAUUGGGAGGAGGCGCAAAAGGCUCUGGAUAAUGUGAACAGUGGACGCACUAUCGUUGGUGGCCGAUUAGGUGGUGUAGGGGUCGGAGGGUAUAUGCUCGGAGGUGGCUUGAGCUUUCUCAGUUCCCAGUAUGGCUGGGCAGCGAACAACGUUGUCGAGUUCGAGGUCGUCCUGGCAAAUGGUAGUGUUGUCAAUGUCAAUGCUCAGCAACAUUCCAAUCUCUUUGCUGCUCUCAAGGGAGGUGGAAACAACUUUGGCAUCGUGACUUCGUAUAAGCUCGAGACACACCCAAUUUCAAAGGUUUGGGGAGGAAACUACGUCUUCACUGCAGACAAAACACAAGAAGUCCUGCAAGCCGUCCGCGACUUUACCGAGUACUAUCCCGACGAUAAGGCCGCAGUCAUCGUGACAGCUGAACAUGCGUUGGUGCUCAAUACCUGGAUCAUGUUUCUAUUUUACGAUGGACCUGAGCCACCCGAGGGUGUGUUUGACAACUUUACUGCCCUCCAUCCGAUUGAGACCACAAAGACAUGGGAUACGUAUUAUGAUUUGCUCAAAAACAACGACUUCUUUAUCCUUCAGGGCCAACGUUAUACGAUUGCCACCGAAACGACACCUCUUCCCUCAAAGGAAGUCGGCGCAGACGUGAUGCAGAGCUACUACGACCAUUGGUUCAACAUUACCAACACAGUGCUCGAGGUUCCCAACGUCAUCGGAUCGCUAGCGCUGCAACCAAUGCCCCGUGCCAUUACGAGCAAAGCCAAAGCCAAGGGAGGAGAUCUACUCGACUUCCCCGAAGACCAAGACUACAUCAUCAUCGAGCUCGACUUUUCGUACGCCUUUUCCGCCAGCGACAACAAGAUCGACAACGCCAACAAGAAUUUGUAUCGCGGAUUCGACAAUUUGAUUUCCGAGUACAUCGAGCAGGGCGUCCUACCAGAUGUAUACCGGCCGCUCUUUAUGAAUGACGCGUACUACCCGCAGGACUACUGGGGACGAAUCAGCCCAGCCUCGCGAGAGCUCGCCCUUGAGGCGCGCAAGGCGUACGACCCGGAGAAGUUCUUCCAGACGCGCACCAGCGGCGGCUUCAGACUUGGAUAGACGAAUCAUAUAACCGACCGUAUAUAGCUUUGACACCUAUAGUCGCGAUCAGACAUUUACAAUUAUAGCCCUUCGCUCCCAAGCCCCGUCCUAGAGUAAAUAAACCGCAAACCGCCGUACU